UUUGGAAAUACUAGGAGUAAUAAAUUUCAAAUAAUAGUCGCAUUGUUUUGUUUUGUUUUGUUUGUUUGUGAAAAACAAUUGCCGCAUUGUUAAAAGAGCGGAACCAAUGUUGCAAAACCAACCCAUAGAAUUGUAGGAUAAGCUACGGUCACACGUUGGUGGCAAAUACCAUUCUCACAGCCGCCUUCAAUCACCAUUAAUCCACUGUAAAACCUCUAAGUGGGACCCUCUCGUGACUCUUGUCAGAUAUACGAGAAACCUCUGCUCCAUUUUCACUCACCACAUACACUGGGAGAGAAGAAAACCUUCAGUUUUGAGGGGAAAAUCAAUAUGCCUGGAUUGAGGGGACCUUCUGAUUACUCGCAGGAACCUCCGCGUCACCCUUCUCUCGCAAUUAAUUCCAAGGAACCUUUUAAUGCUGAGCCGCGGAGAAAAGAUUUAGUUUCAUCUUACAUUACGCCCGUGGAGUUCUUCUACAAGAGGAACCAUGGUCCAAUUCCAGUUGUGGAUGACUUAGACAAAUAUAGUGUUUCUAUCACUGGUCUAAGAGGAAGGGCCAUAGAACUGUUCAUGAAAGAUAUUUGGAAGCUUCCAAAAUAUAAUGUCACUGCCACUUUACAGUGUGCUGGCAAUAGGAGGACUGCCAUGAGCAAAACUCGGCCUGUCAAAGGAGUUGGAUGGGAUGUUGCUGCGAUAGGAAAUGCUGUUUGGGGUGGGGCCAAAUUAGCAGAUGUUCUUGCACUAGUUGGAAUCCCUAACUGCUCACGUGCAACACCAUCUGGACAAAAACAUGUUGAAUUUGUAAGCAUUGAUAAGUGUAAGGAAGAAAAUGGAGGCCCUUACACAGCAUCAAUUCCAUUGCUUCAAGCCACAAACCCUGAGUCAGAUGUUUUACUAGCUUAUGAGAUGAAUGGAGAGACUCUUAACAGGGAUCAUGGAUAUCCAUUGCGUGUGAUUGUCCCUGGUGUUAUAGGUGCUCGUUCAGUCAAAUGGCUUGAUUCCAUCAACAUUGUUGUAGAAGAAUGCCAGGGAUUCUUUACGCAAAGGGACUAUAAAAUGUUUCCACCUUCAGUUGAUUGGAACAACAUCAGUUGGCCCACAAGGCGGCCACAGAUGGAUUUUCCUGUUCAGAGUGCAAUAUGUUCUCUGGAAGAUGCAAACUUGGUAAAACCUGGAAAGAUAACUAUCAAGGGUUAUGCAGCAUCAGGAGGUGGGCGAGGCAUAGAAAGAGUCGAUAUAUCUAUAGAUGGAGGCAAGACGUGGGUGGAAGCCUCUAAAUCACAGAAACCUGGUGUUCCAUACAUUUCUGAUGAUGAAAGUAGUGAUAAAUGGGCAUGGGUGCUUUUUGAGGCUGAAGCUAACAUACCUCAGAGCACUGAGAUUGUUGCCAAAGCAGUGGAUGUUGCCGGAAAUGUCCAACCUGAAAAUGUAGAUUUCAUCUGGAACUUGAGGGGGAUACUGAACACUUCAUGGCAUCGGGUCCAAGUCCGGAUUGGUCACUCAAACCUAUAGGUGAACUUCCUAGUUCCCAUGCACAAUUACUGUUACAAAUGCCUGAAUUCUCUUCAAGGGCUUGAGACGAGUUUUCAUAAGUUCGACAUGAACACGCAUUUCUGAUCACGAACAUGCUACUAGAUUGAGAUAACAGGUCUUUUAACACUUGUCCUGCUAAGACAGUUUCAUGACCAAGAUAAGGUCUGGCCCUUUCGGCAUUUCUUGUGUUUGUUUUUGCUGUUAUAUGGCUGUCUUGAACUAGUUUUUUUACUAACAUUGAAAUGGAAUUUGUUGGUAGUUGCUUAA
Messenger RNA from Salvia miltiorrhiza (redroot sage), 1800 nucleotides. Its product is annotated as sulfite oxidase. Bases 331 to 1512 code for a protein of 393 amino acids. Lineage: Eukaryota; Viridiplantae; Streptophyta; Magnoliopsida; Lamiales; Lamiaceae. Gene Ontology annotation, cellular component: mitochondrion. The transcript has 12 exons. The record is from RefSeq and is a predicted model, not a curated record. Gene Ontology annotation, molecular function: molybdenum ion binding; oxidoreductase activity.